Coniophora puteana RWD-64-598 SS2 is the source of this 2018-nucleotide messenger RNA. RefSeq lists its product as uncharacterized. The annotation marks the transcript as partial. Gene Ontology annotation, cellular component: nucleus; cytoplasm. The transcript has 4 exons. Gene Ontology annotation, molecular function: ATP binding; histone H3T3 kinase activity. The record is from RefSeq and is a predicted model, not a curated record. Lineage: Eukaryota; Fungi; Basidiomycota; Agaricomycetes; Boletales; Coniophoraceae. Gene Ontology annotation, biological process: intracellular signal transduction; protein phosphorylation; mitotic cell cycle.
CACUUCAACCAUUAGGAACCCAAAGCUUAAGGCCAAGACCCGGCCCAAACCCAAGUCUCCGCCCGUCCGUGUGGACAUUAUAGUCCUUGACUCGGGUGGCCGGCGCCUAAGCGAGGAGCAUCGCAUCUCGAAACCCGAUGUGCAAGCAAACACUCUGGCGCCCUCACCGCAGCCAAAGAAAACACGGACAAUGGCUAUGAAGACGAGGUCGGGUCAAGUCUCGAAGCGCCCGGUUCUACCCAAGCCGAAAGUAAGAGGCACAGGCACACAGUCACAGCCGAUUGUUUUGUCCAGUGGAUCCGAGCUUGCCGUUAAACCAAAGAUACGUGCCACGGGUACUGAAGUACGGCCCAUCGUCCUAUCAAGCGGAUCCGAGCUAGACUUCAGUCCGGUUGUGAUCAAGGCGAAAGUGCGACGUGCAGGUUCGGAAGCUCAGCCUAUCGUUUUGUCAAGCGGGUCAGAAGUCGAAGACCAUGGUGACGACGAGGCAAUCCGAAGGCAGAAAACCCAACCCCGCGUCGAGAUAACGCGCCCUAGACCACACAGAAAAGUUGUUUUAUCGCCCUCAGAGGAUGAGGAAAUGAACUCGGAUUACGAAGAUACCCCUCUUGCAAAGCGAGCACCUUCACGAAUCAAGAAGCCUGCUUUCGAGGUGUUGAUACCCAAGGCAUCUUUCCAUAUACCCAAGAAGACAUCGACUGCCUCAGUUGAGAGUGAUACCCGGCCUCAACCACUACUCCAGGAAACGCCCCAUAAGCCAUUGACCCAACCACUACAUAGGAUAUCCCGUACGACUACCUUCGUUCCGCGAUCCCCUACCUCUCCUCCAAGAGAACGCCCGCUUACGCCAAUCAAGCAGGCAUUCCCGAUACUAGCUAACCAGCCGACGCCGUCCUCUCCCUCCCUCUCCGAGCUUGAAAGCGAACUUGCCAAAUUCGUGCUGGACGAGGUCGCAGAUGACCAAACUUCCAUCGAGGACCAGCCCGCACACCUCCGCCCGCUACUCGCCGAAUGCGGUCAGACCACACCGCACGAGUUCUCGGCAUUCGUCGAAACCUUCCCCUUCGACCCCAUUAUCGCGUCCUCGGCGGAUGACAGCGACAGCGUACCGCUAGAUGCCCGAGAGGGCUUCCGCAAGAUCGGCGAGGCUUCCUACUCGGAGGUGUUCGGCAUCGGGGGUGUCGUGCUGAAGGUGAUCCCUUUGUGCUCUCCAUCUCCGCCCGUGCGGGUCGUGGAGGAGGAUCUACCCCCGCCGUCGGACGCGGAAGACGUCCUGAGGGAGAUGAUUGUGACGCGCAUGAUGGGCGAUGCGUGCUCUGGGUUCGUCAGGCUUCUGAGAACGUACAUUGUGAGAGGGCGGUAUCCCUCUGUGCUAUUGAGCCUGUGGGACGAGUACGAUAAGCGGAAGGGAUCAGAAAGCAUCAGGCCAGAUGCUUUCCCCGUCUCACAGACCUAUGCAAUCAUCGUUUUGCCCAAUGGUGGACCGGACCUUGAAGCAUUCGCCUUCCGAGGCGUAGGCAAACCAAUGAGGGGCCCUGGGAUGGGUGUCACUGGUUGGCACCAGGCCUGUGGUGUCUUCUGGCAGGUUGCAGCCACGCUCGGAAAGGCGGAGGAGCUCGUAGAGUUUGAGCACCGCGACUUGCAUUGGGGCCAGAUCCUUGUGCGCGAUGUUGCUCGUUCACAGGUGUUUCGCGAGAUCCCAGAGGAAGGUCGAGCGCCUAUGGAUUCUGAGAUGUACGGCGUCCAGGUGACGCUCAUUGACCUCGGUCUCUCGCGGGUGAACGCUGGUCGAGGCGAUAUCUAUUUCACGACGCCAGAGGACGAGGUGUUCGAAGGCGAGGGUGAUUACCAAUACGACGUGUACCGACUUAUGCAGAGAGUGCACAAGAGGCGCUGGGACGGCUUCAACCCUAUGACAAACGUCAUGUGGCUACACUACCUGGUGACAAAACUUCUACGGUCUAAAGAUCUGAAGGGGCCCCGUGGUCCACGCAAGGCAGAUGCGGGCGACACUGGUA